UCAUUAUCUUCGUCAUCAUCGCCAUUCUUGGUGCUGGAGACAGAAGCCAGGGGCUUGUGCGUGCUAAGCAAACUCUUUACCACAGAGCUAUACAGCUAAACAAACAUUCAUGGGGCCUUUGACAUACACGUCAUGUAUGACCCUCACAGAAUGUCUGUCUUACCCAUACGCUAUCUCCCUGUGUGGCUGACACUGAGCUGGUAGCUGCCUGACCAAGAGUCGUAUCCAUCCCCUUCCCCCAGAUGCCCAGGCCAUGCAUGCGGCGUCAUUUAAAAAACAAACAUUCACCAAGUGCUAGGCUCAAGCAUCUCUGGGAUGAAUCACCUGCUGAUCAUGGAGGGCGGGGUACCUCUCCAGUGAGGCAGGACUGGGCCCUGGUCAACAGUGAUGACAAUGGGUAAUCGGCAUUGCUAUUAAUAAUUAAUACUCGGAUUGAUCACCUGGCAUUGGAACCCGGUAGCUUUGGGGUUGUUCUCAGUCAAGCCAGACUCCGGGUCUAGCCAGCCCCUGGCUUCCCUCAGUUUUCUUAGAGAAGGGCCGCUUUCCCUGACUUCGCUACUGUGUAUCCACCAUCUGCAAGAGGGGACAGGCUCGGAGAGGAGUUUCCUUGCUAAAUUCACAGAGGCCAGGCAGCAAGGGGGUGAGGAGCUUUGAAUACUUGAGGAGGCUGGCGCAGGAGAACAGGGCACCAGGGUCUUCUACCCCCCAUCCCUUCAUAUUGACUGUCAGCUCUGCCCACCAACGUGGGACAAUCUGCAUUCCUAAAACAGAGCCCCGGGCUAUGCCUUGACCUUCUUUGCACUCCUGUGACUUCCUUCCCCAAAGCUUCAGAUACCCCAAACAGGAGCUGCUAUAUAUGAAGCAGGAAGCUGUCUGUGCGAGAUCCACAGACAUGGGCUCAAAAUCCUGCCCUGCUUUUACCCGCUGAGUGACCCUGAGCAAGCCAUGUUACCUCUUGGAGCCUCAUUCUCCCCAUCUACAAAAUGGGGUGAUGGUACAACCCAGUGGUACCCACUGAGUGGAGUCAGUCAGUUGCUAGCAGAGAUUCUAGCCCUGUAUUCCAUCAGGGCUCAGUACACACAGGGACCUGAUGAGGUUUGGGAAAACCCAAACAGGAGAAUGAGUGAAUGAAUCAGUGAUGUUUCGCGGGUGGAGGAGGACGCUGUCCUGGGUGGGCCAGAAAGCCCCUGAUUGGCAGCUUAGGACGCUGGUCUGCCCCCUACCGCCAGUCCUCCACUGUAGACCUCCGCCACUGCAGCUUCUCGGACUUUCGGAGAGUACACCUGCGGUUGCCUGAGAUGCCUCUGCUGCCGAAGAAGCCCUGGGAGUCCAAGGCCAAGGGGCUGGUGCUGGGAGCCCUCUUUACCAGUUUCCUGUUGCUGCUCUACUCCUAUGUGGCACCCCCGCUGCACCCCAACAUGGCCUUCACGACCUCAGAGACCGCAGCGCCCUGCUCCCCUGCUCCCAGUGAGCCAGGGACGGCCACUCCGGUCAACGGCUCUGCCGGAGGGUGCCAACCUCGGCGAGACAUCGUGUUCAUGAAGACGCACAAGACCGCCAGCAGCACACUGCUCAACAUCCUCUUCCGCUUCGGCCAGAAGCAUGGGCUCAAGUUCGCCUUCCCCAAUGGCCGCAACGACUUCCACUACCCGUCCUUCUUCGCACGCAGCCUGGUGCAGGACUACCGGCCCGGGGCGUGCUUCAACAUCAUCUGCAACCACAUGCGCUUCCACUACGAAGAGGUGCGCGGGCUGGUGCGGCCGGGCGCCGCCUUCAUCACGGUCAUCCGCGACCCCGCGCGUCUCUUCGAGUCCUCCUUCCAUUAUUUUGGGUCCGUGGUGCCGCUCACCUGGAAGCUGUCGAGCCGCGACAAGCUGGCAGAGUUCCUGCAGGACCCUGAUCGCUACUACGACCCGAGCGGCUACAACGCGCACUACCUCCGCAACCUACUCUUCUUCGACCUGGGCUACGACAGCGGCCUGGACCCGGGCAGCCCGCGCGUGCAGGAGCACAUCCUGGAGGUGGAGCGUCGCUUCCACCUGGUGCUGCUGCAGGAGUACUUCGACGAGUCCCUGGUGCUGCUCCGGGAGCUGCUGUGCUGGGACCUGGAGGACGUGCUGUACUUCAAGCUCAACGCGCGGCGCGACUCGCCGGUGCCGCGGCUCUCCGGUGAGCUGUACCGCCGCGCCACCGCCUGGAACCUGCUGGACGCGCGCCUCUACCACCACUUCAACACCAGCUUCUGGCGAAAGGUGGAGGCCUUCGGGCGCGAGCGCAUGGUGCGCGAGGUGGCCGAGCUGCGCCAAGCCAACGAGCGCAUGCGCCGCAUCUGCAUCGAUGGCGGCCAGGCGGUGGACGCCGAGGCCAUCCAGGACUCGGCCAUGCAGCCCUGGCAGCCCCUGGGCGUCAAGUCCAUCCUGGGUUACAACCUCAAGAAGAGCAUCGGGCCGCAUCACGAGCAGCUGUGCCGGCGCAUGCUCACGCCCGAGAUCCAGUACCUGUCUGACCUCGGAGCCAAUCUCUGGGUCACCAAGCUCUGGAAGUUCCUUAGGGACUUCCUAAGGUGGUGACGUACCCCGCCCAUCUUCCCGACUGGCUCCCUGCUGCAGAAGGGCCGGCCAGGGAGCCUCUGGCACCUAGCCUUCCCCAGCCAUGCCCGGUGCCACCCUGGGGUCCCCUGGGGUUAUUAGCUGGCCAGGAUUGGUCUUUCUGCACCAGGGAGAGCCUAACCGAGAAGUAUUUGACUAAUUACGCCAUUUUUUUAUUAAAUCUCCUUUAUUUCCAGUCUCCUCUUACAAGGGGAGACUCAGAAGUAAAGGAAUUUUAUGUGUUUUUGUUAA
Molecule: messenger RNA, 2840 nt
Organism: Peromyscus californicus insignis
Lineage: Eukaryota; Metazoa; Chordata; Mammalia; Rodentia; Cricetidae
Gene: Gal3st1
Product: galactose-3-O-sulfotransferase 1
Exons: 3
Coding region: 1299-2570 (423 amino acids)
Biological process (GO): myelination; galactosylceramide biosynthetic process
Cellular component (GO): membrane
Molecular function (GO): galactosylceramide sulfotransferase activity
Source: RefSeq, a predicted model, not a curated record